Molecule: messenger RNA, 3284 nt
Organism: Zootermopsis nevadensis
Lineage: Eukaryota; Metazoa; Arthropoda; Insecta; Blattodea; Termopsidae
Product: RNA cytidine acetyltransferase l(1)G0020
Biological process (GO): rRNA acetylation involved in maturation of SSU-rRNA
Cellular component (GO): nucleolus; 90S preribosome
Molecular function (GO): ATP binding; tRNA binding; 18S rRNA cytidine N-acetyltransferase activity
Source: RefSeq, a predicted model, not a curated record
ACAAACCGUAGUCGAUUCAAAUCAUGGUGUGUGAUUCUUACGAACUCUGCAACGACAUAUCGAAACAAUCCACAUUCACUGCAGUUUACACGUGGUUGUAUUGUAUCUGUAAUAGUUUACAAUGGUUAGGAAGAAAAUAGAUAAUCGUAUAAGAGUUUUAAUUGAAAAUGGUGUGACUCUGGGUCACCGAACAUUGUUUGUAGUUGUUGGAGGCAAAGGACGAGAUCAAGUUGUUAUUCUACAUCAUAUGUUGUCUAAAGCAUGUGUUAAAGCAAGACCGAAUGUAUUGUGGUGCUAUAAGAAAGAGCUUGUCUUCAGUAGCCAUCGAAAAAAGAGGAUGAAAAGUCUCCAGCGUAAAAUAAAGACAGGCAAAGUAAAUGUAAAUGAAGAUGAUCCAUUUGAAUUAUUUGUUGCAUCUACAAACAUUCGGUACUGUUACUAUUCAGAAACACACAAAAUACUUGGAAAUACUUAUGGUAUGUGUGUGUUACAAGACUUUGAAGCUUUGACUCCAAACCUGUUGGCAAGAACAGUUGAGACAAUUGAAGGUGGAGGACUAAUUGUUAUUCUGCUGCAGACAGUGACUUCUUUGAAACAACUUUAUGCCAUGAGCAUGGAUGUUCAUGAACGCUAUCGUACUGAAGCACAUGGUGAUGUUGUUGGACGCUUCAAUGAACGGUUUCUGCUGUCUCUGGCCUUAUGUGCUCGAUGCCUAGUGGUGGAUGAUCAGCUCACUGUGCUUCCCCUUUCAUCUCAUAAUCUUCAGGUAGAGCCAGUGGGAAAACCUGAUCCCCCUCCAAAUGAACAGGAACUGGGAAGUUUGAAAGAAAGUCUACGGGACACACAGCCAGUUGGUGUUCUUGUUAAUUGCUGUAAGACUGUGGAUCAGGCUAAAGCUCUUCUGAAAUUCAUUGAGGCUGUAUCAGAGAAGAGCCUCAGAUCUACUGUAUCACUGACAGCUGCACGAGGAAGAGGCAAAUCAGCUGCUCUGGGGCUAGCAAUGGCAGGAGCAGUUGCUUUUGGCUAUUCCAAUAUCUUUGUUACAAGCCCUAGCCCUGAGAACCUGACCACUCUGUUUGAAUUUGUUUUCAAAGGUUUUGAUGCACUGGAGUACCAAGAACACUUGGAUUAUGACCUCAUCCAGUCAACAAAUCCAGAGUUUAACAAGGCUAUUGUUCGUGUAAACAUUUUCAGAGACCAUCGGCAAACUAUUCAGUACAUACAUCCAACUGAUGCACAUAAGCUUGGUCAAGCAGAACUUCUUGUCAUUGAUGAAGCAGCGGCCAUUCCUUUACCAUAUGUUAAGAGCAUGUUGGGACCAUACCUUGUAUUCCUGGCAUCAACAAUCAAUGGGUAUGAGGGUACAGGCAGGUCCCUGUCCCUAAAAUUACUUCAGCAGCUGCGUACACAGGCAGCUCCCAUUGGUGUAUCUGCUGACAAAAACAAGAUUCACUCAGCUGCCACUGGAAGGGUUUUACAAGAAGUUGUGCUGAAUGAGUCAAUCCGAUACAAUCCGGGUGAUAAUGUGGAGAAAUGGCUGAAUGAUUUGCUGUGUCUAGAUGCUACGUCAGUGCAGCCUAUCUUGUCAGGAUGUCCUCCACCAGACAAUUGUGAUCUGUACUAUAUUAACAGGGAUACACUGUUCUGUUUCCAUAAAGCAUCUGAGGCCUUUCUUCAGCGUCUGGUGGCACUGUAUGUUGCAUCACAUUAUAAGAACAGUCCAAAUGACCUUCAAAUGAUGUCGGAUGCCCCAGCACAUCAUUUAUUUUGUUUGCUUGGGCCAGUUGAUCCAAAUCAGAAAUCUUUACCAGAAGUUCUUGUAGUUAUUCAGGUUUGCUUGGAAGGUCAGGUGUCUAAGAACUCUGUAGUGGAUGGCUUGUCAAGAGGUAAAAGAGCAUCAGGUGAUCUUAUACCCUGGACUGUGGCACAGCAGUUUCAAGAUCAUGACUUCCCCAUGCUGUCUGGUGCAAGGGUAGUAAGGAUAGCGACACAUCCAGACUAUCAGGGGAUGGGAUAUGGUAGCAGAGCUCUCUCCUUGCUGAAGCAGUAUUAUGAAUUAAAGAUUCCAAGUGUUGAGGAGGAUCAGAUGCCUCAAGAACAUAUUGAGUGUGUUACAGAUCAGAAUGUGGGCCUUUUGGAGGAAAGGAUAGAACCAAGAAAAUCUCUCCCUCCACUUCUCUUAAAAUUGAGCGAGAGACCACCAGAGCAUCUUCAGUACCUUGGAGUGUCGUUUGGGCUCACAGCACCUCUCCUUAAAUUCUGGAAAAGAGCAGAGUUUGUUCCAGUUUAUUUGAGGCAGACAACAAAUGACUUAACAGGUGAACAUUCAUGUAUCAUGCUGCACCUUUUGGACAACUCAUAUAGCAGUGGAGAUGGUGAAACAGACCAAGCCAAAAAGGGAUCGUGGCUUGCAGAAUAUUGGGCUGACUUCAGGCGCCGCUUUAUAUCUUUGUUAGGUUUUCAGUUCCGCAGCUUUACACCAAUCCUUGCACUUAGUGUGCUUCAAAACAAGACCUGGAAACAAGAGCAAGCAGUGCUAAGCAAGAUGGAACUUGAUGUAUACUUGACCAAGUAUGAUGUGAAGCGGCUGGAGAUGUACAGUAACAAUCUAGUAGACUACCACUUGGUCAUGGACUUGAUACCUACCUUGGCUCAUUUAUACUUCCUCAAUCAUAUGGGCAGUACACACCUUUCUGCUGUGCAGUCAGCAAUUGUUCUUGGCCUAGGCCUGCAAUACAAAACUGUGGAUAAUCUUGCAUCAGAGUUGGAGCUACCAGCAUCACAACUCUUGGGCCUCUUCAACCGAACGAUUCGUCGAUGUGUUCAGUAUUUAACAGGCAUUCUGGAACACUCCAUAGAACAGGGUCUAGUCCGAUCAAGAACUGACGUCACAUUCAACCCCGUUGCCAAGAGCAUGCAUGAUGAGUUAGAGGAGGCAGCAAAGGAACUGAAGCUCAAACAGCAACAGGAGCUGAAAAAACUCAAAAGUGAAAACCUCAGUCAAUAUGCAAUUAAAGGUUCAGAAGAAGAAUGGUUACAAGCAUUGGGUUCAUCAGGAAAGAAACAGAAAAAUAUUAUUUCUGUCAAAAGUGGUGAGAAGCGGCCAACUGAGGAAGAACUGUUUGAGAAACCUUCCAAAAAGAAAAAGCACAAGAAGAAAUCUGAUCAUUAAUGUUUAUCUAGUCACAUCUUGAUUUUCACAAAUGAAUACAAGUCACAUGUGUAUAUAAGCUGGACUUGAUUUUAAGAAGUAAAUAAAAUUAAUGUCUCAUUUAUAAGCAGCA